AUGUCAAGCUUACCAGUAGACAUCAUGACCAACAUUCUCUCAAGGUUAGAAGUGAAGUGCAUCUUAAGGUACAGGUGUGUUUGCAAACCAUGGGAUAAGUUGCUCAGAACCCCUCAAUUUGUUAAAAUGCACCUUAGUCGUGCCAUUGAAAAUGAGGAUGUCAGUUUCAUUGUAAGAUCAAAUGCUGAACAUAUGUACUCUACGGAUUAUCAGAAAAAGUCUUUAUUUACAUUUUCAGAUGAUGAUGUUGUAGAAAUUGACUUUCCCUUUAAAUCUAUAAGUCAUUUUCGUUAUGCAGUUGUUGAGGAUUCUUGUGAUGGCUUGCUUUUCUUAGAGAUUUGUUCUGGUGAUUCUCUUUUCAAUGGGCUUUGGAACCCAUCGACUAGGGAAUACAAGACACUGCCGAUGGAGACAGUGGAGUUCUCAUGUCCUUUAUCAUCUGAGAUACCAAUCCUCCAUUCAAUCACAUAUGGAUUUGUUUAUGAUUCCAACAUUGAGGAUUAUAAGGUGGUCAAAGUCAUGGACCUUGGUCCUCAUGGUUCUGAAAUUAGUGUCUAUACUCUGACAUCAAAUUCAUGGAGGGAUGAGGGAAUCCAAGAAGUGUUAAAACCACAAGACGUAAAUGUAUCCAAUGUCACAUUGGGUUUGUUGGGGGAAUACCUUUGCUUAGUUUCCCAACAUCCUAUGGCUCGUAGUGAUGUAUGGGUGCUGAAAGAUCACGGGGUGACUAAUUCUUGGACGAAACUUUUCAGCGUAAACCAACAGACAGCUAUUGAUGGAUGCGGUAUUUUGAAUCCAAUAUUUGCUUUUAAGAGCGGUGAGAUUCUUAUCGAGAAUAUGAAUGAUUUUAAUCUGUUUGUUUAUGACCCAGAGCAUGGAAGUGUCAUAAUUCCAAAGGUUCGUGGUACUCCAAUGUGCUCAUAUUAUACAACAAUCAAUGUGAGGAGCCUAGUUUCACUUGAUUCAGGUACUUAUGUGGGUCAAGAAGAACCAGGAGAAACAACAUGACAGAAGAACGUUUUUCUGGAUAUGUUAUAAUUUUUUCUUUAAGGAGUAUCUCAUACCAUAUGGUGCUUACAUUAGUUCUUGUUCUCUCUCAGGAUUUUUUUUGUUGGUCUAGAUUCUAAUAGGAUGCAUUUUUGCAAAAUUUUAUCUGUCAUUUUCAUAUUUCGGUCCAAUCUUAAUUUGAGAGCUGUUUUAUUUGCUUUAGAAAUAGUCUGCUGUGUUCCUUUCUGUGUGCGACUGUGCGUGCACUUUUUCAUGUUCUGAAUUAGGUACUUUAA
Molecule: messenger RNA, 1283 nt
Organism: Papaver somniferum (opium poppy)
Lineage: Eukaryota; Viridiplantae; Streptophyta; Magnoliopsida; Ranunculales; Papaveraceae
Product: F-box protein CPR1-like
Exons: 2
Coding region: 1-1008 (335 amino acids)
Molecular function (GO): protein binding
Source: RefSeq, a predicted model, not a curated record